CAAGAUAUUUUACAAUGGAGACCUUCUUACUCUUUCCCUCGACAAAAUCUCUGGCUCGACCUUCCAGUCCAACAAGAAGUAUCUUUUCGCAAAGAUUGAUAUGCAGAUCAAGCUUGUCCCUGGCAAUUCAGCUGGCACCGUUACUGCCUAUUACAUAAGUCGCCUUCAUUUUCUGUCCUCACAAGGGCAAUACCAUGACAAGAUAGACUUAGAAUUCCUCAGGAACUUAAGCAGUCCUUACAUCCUCCACACUAACAUCUUUUCUCAAGGCAAGGGCAACAGAGAAGAGCAAUUCUACCUCUGGUUUGAUCCCACUACAGAUUUCCACACCUACACCAUCCUUUGGAAUCCCCAACACAUUGUCUUCUAUGUGGAUGGCAUUCCCCUUAGAGAGUUCAAGAACCUAGCAUGGAUGGGUAUCCCAUUCCCAACAUACCAGCCAAUGAAAUUGUACUCCAGUCUUUGGAAUGCUGAUAACUGGGCAACAAGAGGUGGACUUGUGAAGAUAGAUUGGACCCAAGCACCCUUCAAUGCUUCCAAUAGGAAUUUCGAAGACAGUAAUGCUUGUGUUUCAUAUUGGGGUCCCACUACUUCUUGCACUACUUCAGGGACCAGGGGAGGCUGGUUCUGGCAAACGCUUAAUUACAGUGACCAGGGAAAGCUCAAAUGGGUUCGGGACGAUUACAGGAUUUACAAUUACUGCCAAGACACACAGCAGUUCCCUGAAGGGUUGCCCCCAGAAUGUUAUAUUUCCACCAACUACUAGCUGGAAUGCUACGCUUUGUUCGUACGUCUAGCUCGAAGCCUAAAUUAAAGUUUUGCCCUUUUCU
Messenger RNA from Juglans microcarpa x Juglans regia, 830 nucleotides. RefSeq names its product probable xyloglucan endotransglucosylase/hydrolase protein 12. The coding region runs from base 101 to 766 and encodes 221 amino acids. The record is from RefSeq and is a predicted model, not a curated record. Gene Ontology annotation, biological process: glucan metabolic process. The transcript is spliced from 3 exons. Gene Ontology annotation, cellular component: apoplast; cell wall. Gene Ontology annotation, molecular function: hydrolase activity, hydrolyzing O-glycosyl compounds; xyloglucan:xyloglucosyl transferase activity. NCBI's taxonomy places the organism in Eukaryota, Viridiplantae, Streptophyta, Magnoliopsida, Fagales, Juglandaceae.